AUGGCUCCUAAGGAUGUGUGUGUGGUCGGCGCUGGUGUGGCUGGAAUCGCUGCCCUGAAAGAAUGCUUGAGGCAAGGGUUCAAGCCUGUCUGCUAUGAGUUAGACUCGGACAUAGGUGGGAUAUGGCGCAAAAAGGACUACACACAGCCGCACAACACACCUGCUGCCUACAACAACCUGGUGAUGAACACCUCCAAGUUUAACAGCAGCUACAGUGACUUCCCUCCAUUACUUCAGGACACUCCGUAUCAUUCUACUGAGGUGAGGGACACACUGCACAUACUCAAAUUAGUCCUUGCAUACGUUUGA
This is a messenger RNA of Candidula unifasciata, 309 nucleotides long. The record is from the annotation of a GenBank genome assembly. Lineage: Eukaryota; Metazoa; Mollusca; Gastropoda; Stylommatophora; Geomitridae.